Messenger RNA from Encephalitozoon intestinalis ATCC 50506, 633 nucleotides. RefSeq names its product putative methyltransferase. NCBI's taxonomy places the organism in Eukaryota, Fungi, Microsporidia, Unikaryonidae. Bases 1 to 633 code for a protein of 210 amino acids. The transcript has a single exon. The record is from RefSeq and is a predicted model, not a curated record. Gene Ontology annotation, molecular function: S-adenosylmethionine-dependent methyltransferase activity.
AUGGAAGAUCCAAACGAGUUUGAAGGAGAGUUUGUACACAAAUUCUACAAUGAAAACUCGAGGGAGUUUUCGGCAACAAGGAGGAAGCAUUGGAAGAUGACAGAAACCUUCCUGGACAGGUACUGGACAGCCGAUUCUAUUGUGCUUGAUGCUGGAUGUGGAAACGGAAGAUCGUUUCUGGUGCCGGGAAUAGUCGGGUUGGAUUACUGCUGGGGUCUCUUGAGAGACGGGAAGGCUGUAAAGAACUAUGGGCUGAUCCGAGGAGAUGUUUUGGAGCUUCCCUUUGUAGAUUGUAGCUUUGAUCUUGUGCUGAGUGUCGGGGUGAUCCAUCAUCUUAGUACUGAUUGUAGGAGGAAGAAGGCGAUGGAGGAGAUGAGAAGGGUCCUGAGAGAUGGAGGCAAGAUGCUAGUAUAUGUGUGGGGAAGUUCUGUAAGUGGAAAGAGGAAGUUUUCGAAGAUCAUCGGAGGAUCUGAACAGGACUAUUUUGCAACAUGGAAUCUCAGGGAUGAUGCCAAGAGAUACUACCAUCUUUAUGGCAUGGAGGAUUUGGUGGAGCUCUGCAAAUCUUCCGGAUUCAAGGUUCUAGACCAUGGGCCUGAGGAGGAGAGUCUAUUUGUUGUUCUGGAGAAGUGA